AUGGACAAUUGCAAACCGAUUGUUACUCAUGUCGACACUAAGUCGAAGCUUAGUGCUCAUGAUGGUGAGCCAAUGCAGGAUCCCUCUCUGAUCUACAGGAGUCUAGCAGGUGCCCUUCAGUACCUCACUUUCACCGAACCUGACAUUGUUUAUGUCGUUCAGCAGGUUUGUUUAUUCAUGCAUGCUCCUAGGGAACCUCAUUUUAAUGCUCUUAAUCGUAUUAUCAGAUAUAUCAAAGGCACUUUUGAUCAUGGCCUACAUUUGUACCGUCCUACACCUACGAGCCUUACUUCCUUCACAGAUGUCGAUUGGGUCGGCUGCCCGGACAUUCGGCGCUCCACUUCGGGGUAUUGUGUUUAUUUGGGUGAUAAUCUGGUCUCAUGGUCCGCAAAACGACAGGCUACAUUGUCCAAAUCAAGUGCCGAAUCAGAAUAUAGAGGUGUCGCUAAUGUUAUUUCUGAACUAUGUUGGCUCCGGAAUCUUCUUCUCGAGUUACAUUGCCCUAUUCGACGGGCAUCCUUGGUUUAUUGUGAUACUACUUCUGCCGUAUACUUAUCUUGCAACCCGGUACAACACCACCGUACCAAGCAUAUUGAGAUAGACAUUCAUUUUGUCCGCGACAAGGUUGCUCUCGAUGAAAUUAAGGUCUUACAUGUUCCUUCGCCAUCCCAGUACGCAGAUAUUUUCACCAAAGGAUUACCUCGCCAACUAUUCUUAGAUUUCAAAGACAGUCUCAGCGUCCGUCCUCCUACCGCUUCGACUGCGGGGGUGUGUUAG
Molecule: messenger RNA, 777 nt
Organism: Chenopodium quinoa (quinoa)
Lineage: Eukaryota; Viridiplantae; Streptophyta; Magnoliopsida; Caryophyllales; Amaranthaceae
Exons: 1
Coding region: 1-777 (258 amino acids)
Source: RefSeq, a predicted model, not a curated record